AGAAAUAAUGAAGGGAAGAUAUCAAGGGCCACUAUUUAUCCAUGGAGGUAGCCUUUCAUUGGUCCAAAUUAGCCAAAGACAAAAGCUCCAAAUAUACAUCAACUAGCUGUGUAUCUUGCAUGGGAAAUGAAAAACCUCUCCACUAAAUUCCAUCGGCAUAGUCACCACCACACACAAGAAUCUGAAAACCACGAAAAAGAAGCCAUAGAGGAAGAACAAGAACAACAAGAAGAAAAAGCUAGGUGUGAAUGGGAUUUCAGUCUCACAACAAUUGUUUCAUCAGGAAACAACAAUAUCAGUAGUACUCCAGCCAUAUCGGAUGCUCUAGGGGUGAUUGAAUUCGACCAGACGAACAGCAUCAUUGCCACAGGUGGAAUAGCAAGAAAGAUAAGAAUUUACAACUUCAAGUCUUUGUUUGCACAUGAAAAUACUAGCCAAAAUGCGCACGAAAUUACUUGCUUAGACCAUGCUAGGGCUUGUGACUAUUAUAUUUGUACCCCAGCUAAGCUUAGUAGCAUCCGAUGGAAACCCAGUUCGGACGGGCGGGUUCUAGGGUCCGGAGACUACGACGGGGUGGUGAUGGAAUAUUGUCUUGAGAGGAGAAUACCAAUCUUCGAACGAGAUGAACAUGGCGGGCGACGGGUUUGGAGUGUGGACUACUCACAUUGGGAUCCGGUUUUGGGUGCAUCCGGGUCGGAUGAUGGAACCAUGCAAAUGUGGGACACACGUUGCGAGAGUGGGGAGGGCGUGGCUACUGUUCAGCCUGGUGUGGGUCGCAGUGCCGUGUGUUGCGUGGAGUUCAAUCCAUUUGGUGGACCAAUAGUAGCCGUCGGAUGCGCUGACAGAAGGGUAUACGGGUACGACAUUCGAAUGACGGGUGACCCGGUAUUUGUUCUUGAUGGGCAUAGGAAGACCGUGACGUACAUUAAAUUUCUCGAUAAUGUUACAUUGGUGUCUGCUAGCAUUGAUGGAUGCUUGAAGCUAUGGGAUUCGGAUAAUUCAAACGUAAUCCGGUCAUACAAGGGGCACGUCAACAGCCGGAGCUUCAUCGGAUUGUCAGUGUGGAGGAAUGGAGGCUUAUUAGGGUGUGGGUCAGAAAACAAUAAGGUUUUUGUGUAUGACAGAAGAUGGGGCGAGCCAAUAUGGGUUCACGAGUCUAACCCAGUGGGUAGGGAUGGGUGUGGCGGCGGGUUCGUUAGCAGUGUGUGCUGGAGGCAAGUGGAGGAAGACCAGUGCACGCUCGUGGCAGGAGGAUCAGAUGGGGACUUGCAAGUUUUUCAAGGCAGAAGGAAGUCAUAGCUAGCUAGACGUACGUCGACAAGAAGAGUUCUUCUGGUACUGAUCUUUGUCUACUGAUCAUUAGACAUUUGGUUAGAGAAUUAACUUUCAUAGAAUUAAAACAGUAUUUCUGUCGUGUUUUGAUCAAUGUUUUGCCGAUGAUCCUAUGAUACAUCAUCAAUCGAGUUUAAUUUGUACUGAGUCAUGCGAUGAUACAUGGUGCCUCGAGAUAGGAGUUUUUGAGAAGGAAGGAAGAAGAUAAGCAUUCAAAUUAGAAAUGUUCUCUCU
This is a messenger RNA of Populus trichocarpa (black cottonwood), 1566 nucleotides long. Its product is annotated as WD repeat-containing protein RUP2. Gene Ontology annotation, biological process: response to UV-B. Bases 127 to 1299 code for a protein of 390 amino acids. The record is from RefSeq and is a predicted model, not a curated record. Gene Ontology annotation, molecular function: protein binding. The transcript has a single exon. NCBI's taxonomy places the organism in Eukaryota, Viridiplantae, Streptophyta, Magnoliopsida, Malpighiales, Salicaceae.